Molecule: messenger RNA, 3635 nt
Organism: Theobroma umbraticum
Lineage: Eukaryota; Viridiplantae; Streptophyta; Magnoliopsida; Malvales; Malvaceae
Product: putative alpha,alpha-trehalose-phosphate synthase [UDP-forming] 7
Biological process (GO): trehalose biosynthetic process
Cellular component (GO): cytosol
Molecular function (GO): trehalose-phosphatase activity
Source: RefSeq, a predicted model, not a curated record
GAGAGAGAAAAAAAUAUAAAAAAGAAAAACAAAUCCAAAUCCAAAUAAAAAAGAAGGAAAGAAGGAAGGAAAGGAAAGAAAAGAGGGGAUUGUAAAUGUGGCUCCUUGAGAUAAAGGGGGGAGCAGAACAAACCUAAAACAAACCCUAGAUUUCUUCCUUCACAAAGAAAACCCUCCCCGAAAAUUUGCAUUUAUUUAACCAAAUUUCAUAUUUGGAUCCAAAGGGGUUCCCAUUAAAGACACAAACUCUGUGCUUGGAAGGUUAAGAUCGUGUCAAAUUAAAAGAGUAUUUUUGGAAGAGAACCAAAAAUUUUUGAGGGGCCUUGUUUAUAGUUUGAGAUCUUUGUGAUUGAUUCUUGUUAAGGGUAAUAACCAAGAAAGAGGUUGAAGAUGAUGUCAAGAUCAUAUACCAAUCUUUUAGAUCUAGCGUCUGGUAAUUUCCCGGUAAUGGGUCAAGCUCGUGAAAAGAAACGGCUGCCUCGGGUAAUGACCGUUCCUGGGGUUAUUUCAGAGCUUGAUGAUGAUCAGGCUAAUAGUGUGAGCUCAGAUGUACCGUCCUCGGUUAUUCAGGACAGAAUUAUUAUCGUAGCUAAUCAACUCCCAGUUAAAGCUAAGCGUAGACCUGAUAAUAAAGGGUGGAGUUUUAGUUGGGAUGAUGAUUCAUUGUUAUUACAAUUAAAGGAUGGCUUGCCUGAAGAAAUGGAGGUUUUGUAUGUUGGUUCUUUAAAGGUUGAUGUUGAUCCGAAUGAACAAGAUGAUGUCUCACAGCUGUUGUUGGACAGGUUUAAGUGUGUCCCUGCAUUUCUGCCACCUGACAUUUUGACAAAGUUCUAUCAUGGUUUCUGUAAACAGCAUUUGUGGCCACUUUUCCAUUAUAUGCUUCCAUUUUCGGCAAAUCAUGGAGGCAGGUUCGAUAGGUCUUUGUGGGAGGCAUAUGUUGCAGCAAAUAAAAUUUUUUCUCAAAGGGUGAUUGAGGUUAUAAACCCAGAAGAUGAUUAUGUUUGGAUCCACGACUAUCAUUUGAUGGUGCUGCCUACAUUCUUGAGGAGAAGGUUUAAUAGAUUGAGAAUGGGUUUUUUUCUGCAUAGUCCAUUUCCUUCAUCUGAGAUAUAUAGGACUUUACCAGUGAGGGAAGAGAUCUUAAAGGCACUCUUGAAUUCGGACCUCAUCGGUUUUCAUACAUUUGAUUAUGCUCGGCAUUUUCUGUCCUGUUGUAGUCGAAUGUUAGGUUUGGAAUAUCAGUCAAAGAGGGGUUAUAUUGGCCUGGAGUACUAUGGAAGGACAAUUGGGAUAAAGAUCAUGCCUGUUGGGAUCCACAUGGCGCAGAUUGAGUCUGUAUUGAGACUUGCAGAUAAGGAGUGGAGAGUAGGAGAGCUUAAACAACAGUUUGAAGGAAAGACUGUAUUGCUUGGAGUUGAUGACAUGGAUGUCUUUAAAGGUGUCAACUUGAAGCUGUUAGCAAUGGAGCAGCUGCUGAAACAGCAUCCAAAGUGGCAGGGAAGAGCAGUUCUGGUACAGAUCACAAACCCUGCCAGGGGAAGAGGGAAGGAUCUUGAGGAGAUACAGGCUGAAAUACAGGCAAGCUGCAACAGAAUUAAUGACACUUUUGGACAACCUGGUUAUGACCCGAUUGUCUUCAUUGACAGGCCAGUAUCCCUCAGUGAAAGGGUUGCAUACUACACUGUAGCUGAGUGUGUUGUGGUCACAGCUGUGAGGGAUGGGAUGAAUCUUACUCCUUAUGAGUACAUUGUUUGCCGGCAGGGAGUCUCUGAAUCAGGGUCUUCCUCAGAAUCAAGUGGACCCAAGAGGAGCAUGCUAGUGGUAUCAGAGUUUAUUGGUUGCUCUCCUUCUCUCAGUGGUGCAAUUCGUGUAAAUCCUUGGAAUAUUGAAGCAACUGCCGAGGCAAUGAAUGAGGCAAUCUCAAUGGCUGAUGCUGAGAAGCAGUUGCGCCAUGAGAAGCAUUAUAGGUAUGUUAGCUCGCAUGAUGUGGCGUUCUGGUCUCGAAGCUUUUUCCAAGAUAUGGAAAGGACUUGCAAAGAGCAUUUUAGAAGACGUUGUUGGGGAAUUGGUUUGAGCUUUGGGUUCAGAGUUGUAGCUCUUGAUCCUAACUUCAGAAAGUUGUCUAUUGAUCACAUUGUAUCUGUGUAUCUAAGGUCCAAAAACAGGGCUAUAUUACUGGACUAUGAUGGAACGGUAAUGCCGCAAACAUCACAUAACAAGACCCCAAGUUCAGAGGUUAUCUCAAUCAUAAACACUCUCUCUGGUGAUAUCAAGAAUACUGUAUUUGUAGUAAGUGGAAGAGGAAGAGAAAGUUUAGGCAAGUGGUUUUCUCCAUGCAAGAAACUCGGAAUUGCAGCUGAACAUGGUUAUUUCAUGAGGUGGUCUACUAGUGAUGAGUGGGAAAUUUGUGGUCAGACUAUUGAAUUUGGGUGGAAGGAAAUAGCUGAGCCUGUUAUGAAAUUGUAUACAGAGGCCACUGAUGGCUCCAAUAUCGAGUACAAGGAGAGUGCGUUGGUUUGGCACCAUAGAGAUGCGGAUCCAGGUUUUGGAUCUAGCCAGGCAAAGGAGAUGUUAGACCAUCUGGAGAGUGUGUUAGCAAAUGAACCUGUUGCAGUGAAAAGUGGCCAGUUUAUAGUCGAAGUGAAACCACAGGGGGUCAGUAAAGGUGUGGUUGCAGAAAAGAUCUUCACAACCAUGGCUGAGAAUGGAAAGCAGGCUGAUUUUGUGCUCUGCAUUGGCGAUGACAGAUCUGAUGAAGAGAUGUUUGAGAUCAUCAGUAGUGCAAUUUCCAGUGGGGUCAUCUCCUCUAAUACAUCUGUUUUUGCCUGCACAGUUGGUCAGAAACCCAGCAAAGCCAAGUAUUAUUUGGAUGACCCAGCUGAGGUUGUAAACAUGCUCGAAGGCCUUGCAGAAGCUUCAGACCCGGAACCCUUCUCAGAUACUGGAUCAGAAGGCUCCCUUUGAAAUAUUCUUCUUGGCUUUAUGUCAAAUUUCAGGCCUGUUAUCCUUUAGGCCAGUUGGGAAGAACGCCAUACCUGACCUGUGAUGAAGGUAGAAAUUAUUUUGUGCUUGGUUUGGAAGUUGUCUGUUGAAAAGGAUAUUCUAUGGCCUUCAGUCUGAUUAUUGGGCCAUUGAAACAUAGCUGAUGAAUCAAUGAUAUGGAGAAUUUUUUCACAUGAGCUCUAACAGGGAAGGGUUGAGAGGACCUGCUGGGUUGAUUCAUGAAGACACAGACUUGAAUUUUGAAAGAGAUGCAUCAAUAACUCUCUUACCGUCUCAUGCAUGAGAAAAGGUUACUAAGCUUUCCUUUGUGCAGUCAUAACAUCCCUCACAUAGAUGGUGUGUAUUCAAUUGCAGUACAGCCAGAUAAGUAUCAUUAAAUUCACUAGCAGGUGUCAGCUGGUUGAAAAGUCAUCCUGUUGAAUGAACAUAUACAAAUGUGAUUUUUCCCCUUCUUUCUUAUUUUUUUGAGUGAAUUUGUUCUUCUCAUUUCUUUCCUUAACAUUGGAUCCAUUCCUUCCCCUUUAUUGAAUCUGUAAAUUUUAUAGAAAUAUUGCAAUUAGUUUAUCUAAUUGGACAAUGGCUAACUGUUGGACAAUGGCUGAAAUCCUAUUUCUUGGUAAUAUUAUUUGUAA